Messenger RNA from Rhopalosiphum padi (bird cherry-oat aphid), 1268 nucleotides. RefSeq lists its product as uncharacterized. The transcript is spliced from 6 exons. Bases 590 to 1252 code for a protein of 220 amino acids. NCBI's taxonomy places the organism in Eukaryota, Metazoa, Arthropoda, Insecta, Hemiptera, Aphididae. The record is from RefSeq and is a predicted model, not a curated record.
UACACCGCCGCCAACAGUCGUUCAGUCGUUGUCGUUGUUUACGUUCGUUCUGUUCCGUUCGCCGUUGCGUAUAAUUCACGUGCUCUCGUGUCAACGGCCAUUUUGUUGUAAAGAAGUGUGCUCACACCACGAGAUUGUUCUUUUUGCUAUUGCUUUCAGCAUAUUAUAUAUCCGAUCCUAUUAACCAUUCAUUAACAUUCAAUGUUUUCAAAAAAUAUUAUAUUAUACUUCAAUAACAAAUUAAAAAUACCAUACUAUUCAUACUAUUUUCUAUUUCACUAGACUUAACAACACAGAAAACAUAAUGUUAUCAGACUUAAAUUUGCAAUUUUAACACUAAAUACUUAUAUACCUAUAUAUAUGAAUCAAUAGUAUUGAAUUAUAAUAAUUACUGAUUUAAUAUAAUUAGUAAAAACAAAAAUAAAUUUUAAAUAACUACCUACCUAUACUUACACAGUUACUUGUUUAAACAAGUAUACUAUGUAUAAAUUGGUAGGCACUUACUUUAGCAUUUAGGUACCUACUGAUUAGUCAUAAUUAAAAAAUUUUUAUUAACAAUUUAACAAUUAUUGAAGAGGAUAUAUUGAAAAUGGACAACAAUCCCAAUUCAGACACCCAUUUGAAGAAUACACUAGAUAAUUUAUCAACAGAAAUUGGCAAAUUAUCAUUAGAUGGAGCUCAACCAAGUAUAAACCAAUUUUUAGGCGAUACUAAAAUGAAGAGCUCUGAUAAAAUAAAAUUACCAACGCCGUUGCGUUCAAUGCUUAAACUUUCUUUCGCGGAAAAAAUUGAGCCUUUUGAUUACAUUGACAAACAUCUAUAUUAUUUAAACCGUAAUAUAUACCAGUCAUUUUUAAAAUGGAGAGUGAAAGUUUCUCCAAAGACCUCAAGCGAGUUGGUACUUCAUUUACUAGCCUUUCAGACAUUUGUCAAUUACCAUGGUAGAUUCUUGGUUGGUUGCAAACAAUGGUGUGCUGUUGUGGACUAUGUUUUUACGGCAUGGAAACAUGUUAACGCUAUACCAAUAGACACUAGUGUUAUGCAUGUAGAUGCACGCAAAGAUAGUUUUUCUUUAUUGUUAAGAUAUUGUAUGAUAGCACUUAUUAAACUGAAAAACACACUUAACAAAGAGAUAAAAGAAGAUUGUUUAAAACAUUUGAAAUUACUAUGUGACACCAGCCAAGAUGACAUUGUGAAGAAUACACAAGAUUUGUUUUUCAAAUAUAUUUAUAGCACUGAUUUUUUGGAAUAAAUAUAUUAUUGCAAUA